Molecule: messenger RNA, 1183 nt
Organism: Colletotrichum destructivum
Lineage: Eukaryota; Fungi; Ascomycota; Sordariomycetes; Glomerellales; Glomerellaceae
Exons: 3
Coding region: 1-1179 (392 amino acids)
Source: RefSeq, a predicted model, not a curated record
AUGAGAUAUAUUACUUCCCUGUUCCUUUCUGUUCAGCUUGUUUCACGAGAAGACUGUACCCAUCACUUCAGGUUAGCUGAUGGAACGCAACCGAAUCGUACAAGUGAUUACUUGAAUAUUUCCAUAAUAGUCCGUCACGGGCUCUCACUGUUCAGGUUGGUCUGGACCCCUAAUACUUGUCGAGACUCGAGACUCCAGUUUUCCCCACUAACACCAACUCAUGGUAGAUACACCCUACACUCAUCCUUCACAAUGGCCGGUCUCUCUGGAACUCGGAGAAAGCCACCCCCGUCAAAGUUGAAUUUCAACAUUGAUAGCCAACACCAGAGACGACAAGCACCACCGCCCCCUCCUCCUGGUCCUGGGACACCGCCUCCAACACCACCGCCGCCUCCAACGCCGCCGCCUCCGGGAGAACCGAGGCCGCCAACACCUCCACCUCCUGGUCCUCCAACGCCCCCACCGCCUCCCGAAGGUCCUCCUCGUCCCCCAACGCCUCCUCCUCCUCCUCCUCCUCCUCCUCCUCCUCCUCCCCCAACGCCUCCUCCGCGUCCUCGGCCUCGGCCUCCGCCGCCGCCACCACCACCACCUCCUCCUCCUGGACCUCCUGGACCUCCUGGGUAUCCCGGUCCCCCUGGACCUCCAGGCCCCCCGGGUCCCCCUGGUCCCCCUGGCCCUCCUGGCCCUCCGCCUCCUCCUCCACCGCCUCCUCCCCCGCCUCCGCCACCUCCACCACCACCUCCUCCACCUGCACUGGCACCUGUCCUCCCAAGCCCUCAAAAGACGGUCUUCAUCACCCUCCCUCCUGCAACCGUCACAGUGACAGCCACAGUUAUUCCCGCUCAGAACGCAGGUCUAAGCAAUGGCGAGGCCAACAGAAAUGGCGGCGGCGGCGGCGGCAUCAACAGCGGCGUCAGCAGUGGCGAGGGCGGCGGCAGACAGCUCCAGCAACCGUCCAUCAACAUCAACAUGACCCAGGGCAACCCAUUUUCUACUGGUCUUGUCGCCGCAACCAUGGGAAUCAUGGGUCUCACAGUGAUUUUGUCCAUGCUGGCUGCCGGCUUCGCUUUCUGGCGGAGGCGUAGACGCCGUCAGGGACAGGCUCAAGCCAUGGACCUUCAGGGGUACGAUCUAGGGAUAGACUAUGGCCAGAACCACGAGCAGCCCGAAAAGAAGUGAGCCG